Molecule: messenger RNA, 8889 nt
Organism: Periophthalmus magnuspinnatus
Lineage: Eukaryota; Metazoa; Chordata; Actinopteri; Gobiiformes; Gobiidae
Gene: adgrg6
Product: adhesion G protein-coupled receptor G6
Exons: 32
Coding region: 210-4433 (1407 amino acids)
Biological process (GO): adenylate cyclase-activating G protein-coupled receptor signaling pathway; heart trabecula formation; myelination in peripheral nervous system
Cellular component (GO): membrane
Molecular function (GO): G protein-coupled receptor activity; laminin binding
Source: RefSeq, a predicted model, not a curated record
UCUUUUCCUCAGAGUUACCGCUUCACUUCUCCAAGGAUUGUCUCCAAACUUUGCCUUUACGCGCGUGUGCCCAGAGCGCGCCGUGCAUGGACUUUUGGAUAAAGUUGUUUUUUCUUGUUUUUUAAUUUUUGCGGGAAACUUUUUGUUGGACACCUUUGCGCGUCAGGACGAUGUUACUGAGAGGAGACCAGCUGCCGCUCCAGUAAAUCAUGGGGUGCACUACCGCAGGAGGAAGGUGGAGUGUGCGUGGAGUGUUUCCUCUGGUGCUGCUCUGGAUGUUCCUCCACACAAAUGUUCUCAGCUGCGUGGCCCCAGACUGUAACCUGGCUCUGCAGGGAACCCACGGGGCGAUGAAGUCCCCGUGCUACCCGCAAAAGUACCCCAACUCCCACACGUGCCGCUGGACCAUUCAGGCACCCACGGGACACAUCGUUCAGCUCACGUUUGUGGACUUCGAGCUGGAGGAGGCUCCCGGGUGCAUCUACGACUGGGUGAUAGUGAACACGGGGCAGACAGACGUGAGGUUCUGUGGGCUCACGGCUCGCGGGCUCUCGCUAAACUCUACCGGGAACCUGAUUGUGCUCAGCUUUAACUCCGACUUCAGCGUGCAGAAGAGGGGCUUUUAUGUGGAGUACCGACAUGUUGCUGUGGACAUGAGGAACCAGAAGAUCACUGUUAAUAGUGGAAACGGUCAGGUGACCAAAGUGUCCUCCUCCGUCUCCAUGCCAACACUCAGUCACCUGACCGUGUGCUUCGAGGCCCAGCGCAUUUCUUUGAAACAGAAAGAGUGGCUCUUCACCUACUAUGACAGUAGCAGUAACGUAGCCCUGAGUUUCGGAGCCGACCGGGAGGAGAUGAAGGUGAUUGUGGAUGGACAGGAGUGCUCUGUGAACUCUCUGAUAACUCAGGCUAACCUCACAUCCACCAUGACACCUGUCUGUGUGGUGUGGACCUCUGCCAAUGGCAAAGUGGUCCUCUACUACAACAAUCGGUACCUCUCCACAAGCUGCAGUGCCCUCAGCGGGAGGUCAGUGCCAGCCGGGGGACUCUUCCAACUCGGAGCCCAGCACAGCUUUGAGGGCUUCAUCUACAACCUGCGUCUGUGGGACUACUCCAUGUCGCAGCAGCAGCUCAGCGCUUUGACCUGUGACACCGAGGGCAACGUCAUCGACUGGGACAACAGCUACUGGAACGUCCCAUCCACACUGGCCCAGACUGACGCCUCGCUCUCCUGCAGUGUGUCUCCACCGAGCAUCACGCCUCUCACCUCCAGCUGUGCCUCCUCAGACCUGGGCUGUCCAGCCUCUUCCUCUGCCUCCAACCCAUCCACUGCCUCCACUAACUCCACCCCUGAUACUAAUGCCGCCACCAGCCACGCUCUGUCACCUCCCACCCCUCCAUCUACCACCCCCAGCACUGCUCCACCCGCUUCACCCAAUAACCAGACUCUAACUGCAGCCGCCAGCUCCACCUCCACUCCCCCCUCCUCUGCUGGUGCUUUGCCAACCACUCCCAUGAACACCACCUACCUGCCUACUACCAUCGCUUCUACCACCGGUGCUAACGUUACUGUAAGCAACUACGCUAACAGCUCUGCUAGCAUCCGACCUACCAUUACUACUAGCAACACUACCAUGACUGUAAGCAUCAGUGGUACCACAACUGCUGUGGUUAACACUACCACCAUUGUCACCAAUGCUUCAGUCAAUGCUACAGUCAGUGCUACAGUCAGUGCUACAGUCAAUGCUACAGUCAAUGCUACUGCUUCACCUGCUAACGCUACUGCAACCAGCACUACUGCAAGUGCACAACAGUCCAGCAUCUCAUGGACAACAGUCACUAACCAUCCAUCUACUAACCCAGCUGCGCAUGACAGUUUGUUUUACCGAGUGGCCUUUGUGGUGGAGGACAGCACUCUGACCAUGUCCCACGCAGAUGUCGAGGAGGCUGUGGUCAUCUGGUUGAAUCAGACAUUUCAGAACUGGACCCAUUCAGUCUAUGUUGGCUUCAUCAGUGUGCAGUCUGGGUCACCUAACAACGGUCUCAUGAGUUACCAGUGCCAGGCAUUGCUUGUUCACUAUUUCACCACAAAUGUGAGUCUGGGAGAAGCAGCUAAAACUCGUCUGUCGAAUAAUGAGGCUCAGCUGGGGACCGGGCUCCGCAUUCAGACUGGAUCCAGCAGUGUUGCACUCAUAGGGAACUGCCCAGAGGAGGUGUCUGUGCACUAUCGCUGGCCUGAGUCCCGCCCCACAGUGAGCCACACUCUGCCCUGUUUCCCCAACAAGGAUAGCAGUACCUCCCGGACAUGUUUGAUCAGUCCACAGAACUUCACAUCUCACUGGUCGACUCCGGAUACAAGUAACUGCACCGUCAUCAACAACAUCCAGGUGUCUGCAGACAAUGCAGCAGAAGUGGCAGACCAGCUUGUCGUCAUCACCAACAAUGACCUGGACGAGGAUGAGGUGUCUCAAGUGGUGGUCAAAGUGAAGGAGCUGGUGAACGUGGCUAAAAUCAACACGUCUUUGGCUCAUACUGUGGUCACUAUCAUCUCCAAUGUGAUGAAGAGGCCUGAGACCACACGGCCCGCCACAUCAUUGAAGGCUUUAAAGGCAGUAGAUAAACUGGCACAGAAAAUUGAGUUUGAGGGAGACACAGUGAGCAUCACGUCCAAACAUUUGGCUGUGGGUGUCUCUUCUCUGAACACCACCAUAUUUAAAGGGACCCGCUUCAGCGCCUUCAUCGGCCCCAACUCCUCGCAGCCUGAGAUUGACUUUGUGUCGAAACGUGCUAACCCAUUAGCUCAGGUGAUCCUCCCGGCCUCUCUCCUCACCAAUAUUUCUCUGACUGAAGCCGAACGAACGUCUCUGUCCAGGAUCAACUUCAUGUUCUUCUCCAGCACCAACCUCUUCCAGAAAGAGCAGGACGGCUUGUCUCUGAACAGUUAUGUUGUAGCCAGUAGUGUUGGGAACUUCACAAUCAGCAACUUGAAGGACCCCGUCAGAAUCGAGAUCGCACACCUCACUGAACAGGCAUUUGACCCUCUCAAGCCCCCUGUCUGUAUGUUCUGGGACUUCACUAUGAAAGAGGGCGAUGGAGGUUGGAAUAGAAAGGGCUGUCGGAUCUCACCAGACUCUACCAGCAACAAAUCCGUUUGUCUGUGUAACCACCUCACGCACUUUGGCAUCCUCAUGGACAUUUAUGGAUCAUCAGCGUACAUAAAUGAACAGAACACCAAAAUCCUCACCUUUAUCACCUACAUCGGAUGUGGAAUUUCUGCUGUUUUUUCAGCUGUGACCCUCCUGACGUACAUUGCAUUUGAGAAGCUACGCCGUGACUACCCCUCUAAAAUACUCAUGAACCUGAGCACAUCCCUCCUCUGCUUGAAUCUGACGUUCCUACUGGACGGCUGGCUGGCCAGUCUGAGCUCUGAUUGGCUGUGUGUCACAGUGGCUGUGUUCCUUCAUUACUUCCUGUUGACGUCGUUCACCUGGAUGGGCCUGGAGUCCAUCCACAUGUACAUCGCUCUGGUCAAAGUCUUCAACACCUACAUACGUAGAUACAUCCUCAAAUUCUGCCUUGUCGGAUGGGGUCUUCCAGCUGUGAUAGUGGGAAUAGUGGCUGCAAUAGACAAGAAUUCCUAUGGGCUUCAGGAGUACGGCAGAGGGGCCAGGGGAUCCUCUGAGUUUUGCUGGAUCAAGAACCAGGUGGUGUUCUACGUCACCUGUGUGGGAUAUUUCUGCCUUAUAUUCCUCCUCAAUGUGGCCAUGUUUAUCGUGGUGAUGCUGCAGAUCUGUGGGCGCAAUGGUAAAAGAAGCAACCGAACGCUACGUGAAGAGGUGUUGAGAAACCUGCGCAGCGUCAUCAGUCUCACCUUCCUGUUGGGGAUGACCUGGGGAUUUGCGCUUUUCGCCUGGGGCCCAGUUAACUUAGCUUUUAUGUAUCUAUUCUCAAUCUUCAAUUCACUGCAAGGCCUCUUUAUCUUUAUCUUCCACUGUGCUCUAAAGGAAAAUGUGCAGAAACAGUGGAGAAGAUACCUCUGCUGUGGACGUUUCCGUUUGUCUGACAACUCAGACUGGAGUAAGACAGCGACAAAUAACACAAAGAAAGUCAGUUCUGAAAACCUGGGCAAGUCUCUGUCCUCCAGCUCCUUUGGCUCCAGCACGGCAAACUGGACGUCCAAGGCUAAAGCUACACUCAACCCCUUCACCAAACGCCAUAGCAACACAGAUAAAUGCUUUUCGACCCCGAGUGGCCCAAAGUGCGUCUCCUCCUCGGUGUCCUCCUCAGAGGUGGAGCCCACUUCCUCUCCCUCCUCCAUACUUCCUGUCAGUCAGAUGAUUGAUAAGGUCAAAGGUUACUGCUCUACUCGCUCUGACAACUUCUACAAAAACAUCAUCCUCUCUGAUGGAUUCAGCAACAGCACCAAGUUUUGAACCAGAUUUCUCUCGGUGGACAAAUCACAUUUUGGUUAGUUUUUUUUUAGUUGGGGGAAUAGAAACAUACAAUACUAGAGUCAUAGUAAAACAUAUUUGUGCCUUCUCGUGGCUUUUUAUACGUCCUGUUCUAUUAUAGACAUUUUGACCAAAGAAGUUAUGAAGUGCUUUUGAUUUGUUUGUUCAGUCCAAGCUCUUGUUCUUAGUUGUGCAAAAAUAUCAACUGUUAAACAAAGUAACUUGUCUUGUAUCCCAAAAAUACAACUUAUUUGUCAUCUAAUCGUGUUUAUAGCCUAUUCUGUCCCAGAUGGCUUAGUUUACAAUCAGAUGUUACCGCCAGAAACAAUAUUCAAAGUUGCUUUACAAUUUAGGCCAAUGUUUGUGAAAUUGUAUCUUAAGCCAUAUAAAAGUGCACACUGCUUUGUAUUGUCAUGGUCCAAAAUCUAAAUCCAUCCAAUAUUUUUAUAAUGGAUUCAUUGAUACUCAAGGACCUACACCAAAGCAUCACACCAAUAUCUAUCAAAAGACCACAUACAAAUACUAGAUUUAUAAUAAUUUAAAAUGGUUUGCAGUGGUCCAGAAUAAUUCCUCUAUAUCCUGAAUCUUUCCAAGCACUGGUCACAUGAAAUAUUUGUAUCCAUUAUAGUUCUGUGUGCUCUUAUGAUUGUUAAAUAUGCCUCCUUCCCUCUUCGUCAUUAAUAUUAGGACUUAAGUUGCAGAGAUAUUUUUGCCUUUGCCAUUCAUUGCAAAUAGCCUAAAUGUUUAAUAUUACCAUUGGAAGAAACAACCCAAAGUAACAAAAUGUAUAAACAGACCAUUACACAUAACUGCAAGUCUGUCCCAAUGCACACUGUAUUUUGCCUGCAAGUCAUUUUUCCUAUUUAUCUUGCAAUACCCACUGCCAGCUGUACAUGUAAGUAGAACUUGGUUGCCUUCGCUUAUCUUAAUACAUCCUGAUAGAGAUAAUACUGGACAAAGUUGGACAUGGCAAAUUUUAAAUCCAUGGAUCAGUGCUCUGGGUGGUCACUGUAAAAAAAACUUCUUCUACUGUAUCUUAUCACGUUACAAAUGGGCCCAGACGAUGAGGAAAUGAAGAGCGCUGGAGGUGGGAGAGUACAAUAAUAUACUUAACUGUGCACAAGUCCUGUAGGCAGGUUUUUGGAAACUAAAAUGUGUUUUUAAAAAAUAAAUAUUUAAAUUUAAGUUUGAAUUUGGAUGGACAUUAAUUUUCCUAUAUUUUUUUAUUUUUUCCUGGUGUGGCCUGUGCUUCCUAACUUGUCUCCAUGGAGAUGUUAAUGCUUUUGCUUGGAAAGUUCCACAGUAUAGAAUCUUGCAUUUAUUUAAUUACACAUGCUUUUAUGGCAAAAAAAAAAAAAAAAAAAACUUCGAAAACAUGUAUUCUUAUUGUGAGCUGCUGAUAUGUUUAAUGCCGUUCUGUGUAACAUUUCAGGCAAAACAAUGACAUCUCCAAAGAGGCAAGCAGGAGAUGGACCAGAAAAGUUACAUAAUUAUAAAAAAAAAUUAGGACCGACGUCAUAGCAACUAACCAUUUAAAACAAUAUAUUCUUUUAAGGGGAAAAAUCCUCAAAAAGGUCAUGUUGUUGAACCCCAUGGAUAGUGCCAAGACUUUGAUUUAAAGUCUCUUGUUGAUUGGUAAAUGCUUUUUCUACGGUAUUUAAAAUUCUGAAAAUAACAACAACAGAACUGAACCAGUUUGCCCCCAUAUAAGUUCAGCCCAACCUAAACCUUUUGCACAGUACUAUAUCUCUCAACUGUUUUUGAUUACUGUAAUGUUUAUUCAAGUAUGUAUGGAGCCAUAGACUUUGUAAAUAUUGAGAAUUCUGUGUUUGAUGUCUGUCUUCUAUUGUGUUAUGUUAUAGGUUGCUUUUGUGCAUGCCAGUACGGGGUCCAGGAGGGGUUAAAAAGGCUUGUACACAUAAACACAUUCCUUUGGCAUGCACCGAUUUGGGCCACAGCUCACAAAGAGGUCAGAAUAAGUAUCUCCAACUGUCACUUUUCUUGUAGUUUAAUCAGAAUCCUAUGAGGGGACAUUAUGAAGUUGUAAAAUUGCUUGAGUGAAGUUAAGCCAAAUGUUUGAGUGGUUUGAACUGCACGUGGCCAAGAGUGGAUCGAACCAGAGGCUAAUUUUGAUAGAAAAAUAUUUAGCUGGCAAACCACAUUGUUGAGCUCAUAUCUCUCUGUUCUGUUAUUCAGCUUAGAAAUAUGUAAAUGUAAGACAGUCAAUACACGUAAGCAUUAGAAUGAAUAAAAGAAAUCAGAACCAGAAUUAUUAUGAAUCGAUAUGAGAGAGAAAACAAAACAAUUGUAGCUUUAAAAUAGACUUCCAUUCUUUAUAAUCUCCAAAAAUAAUAUUGAUAUUUUGGACAAUUCUGUUUUUUUAAUAUUUUAAAAUGUAUAUUUUGUAUUAUUGAAUAUGUUUAUUUAAAUGUGCAGUGCGUAACUUUUCUGGAGGUGGAUUCGCCACCUGCUUUUCUCCUUGGAGAUGUUGAUGCUUGAAUGGCUGAAAUGUUUGAGAAUAAGGAAUUGAACGUACAGGCGUUCUUACAGUGACAGGGGUCACCUCUCCACUGAUCUAACCUGUAUCUUGACCUCAUGGUGUCACCUGCGUGUCUCCAUGGAGACAGUUACAUUCAGUGUUCCAGAGUAUCGCACUCUGGAAAAUUCUACACAAAGGAAGACAUAUGCACAAGCAGCUGACAGAAAAGUGACAUAGUGCACCACCAGAAAAGUUACAUAGUGUACUUUUAACUUAAUAAGACUAAACUAAACUGCCAAACAUUUUAUAUAGAAGUUGUGUCAUAUAUACUUAAUGGGUAAUCUUACCAAAUAUGAAGUCACCAGUCUUUAUGUAUAAGCUCUGACAGUUUAUAGUCAAAGUCAUUGGAAAAGCCCUGUAUUUUUACUUCAGGGAGAUAAUGUCCACUUUACUCUUCCAAUGGCCUCUACUGACAACUUAGAUUUUAUUUACGAUAUCUUUUCUAUUGGAAAACAAUGUUGCCUGACUGUCAAAGUGUAACUGUGUAAGGUAAUGGCAGGACAUGUAUAGGCUUUAGAGAUUAGGCAUUAACAUUUGGGAUUGUCCUUUGAGUACUUGACAUGUUGUGAUGGUAUAAAAUUACAGGUAACAUUUAACCCAGUCAAGCUUUGGAAAAAACUUACUGUUUGUGAUUUUUUUUUUAGUCACCUAUAUUUGCCUUUAGGUGCACUAUGUAACUUUCCGGUGGAGAAUAUGCCACCUGCUUCUGCUUGUUUCCAUGGAAAUGUUGUUGCUUUGUCUACAAUAUACCACACUGUACAAACUGUGAGUUUGCCUGGUGGUAUCUUCAUGGGGAUGAAUAGGUUUAAUGCCUUACUGGGGAUGUCUGUGUAGACCCUCAGUCGUCCAGGUCUGAUCCUCAUCCAAGCCACUUCUUCAGUUCUGGUCUGGACCAGAACUGAAGAUUUGGCUUGGAUGAGCAGCGAAACGUCUUCACUUUUACAAGAUUUGUCCAGUUGACAGAUUUAACUUCGUUGUUUGCCUUACUGGGGAGCAUUUCAGGCAAAGCAAAAAGAUCUCCAUUGGGUGGUCAACCCUCCACCAGAAAUGUUGACCUUUAAGUUCUGCUGUUAUUGUAUUUUUUGGCCUUUUAACACUUUCAUAACUAUAUUUAAUCUAUCAAAAUACAUGUUCUGCCCCUCAAAAUGUUUUUGCUUACUCAAAACUUCAUCCCAUAUGAGAUCAGGUGCAGGAAGAUAGUCCUCUGGCGUCGUCUGUAGCACGAUUUUGGUUAGAAAAAUCCACUUUCCAAUCCAAACGUAAAUCCAGAGAGCGCUGCUUUGCCAGUAACACUUGCACGUUUGUAUUGAAUUUGAGGCAAUUGUUUUGUUUUAAGAAUUCACCACAUAAUAAAUGUUUUAAAAUGAAAUUGCCCGUGCAAGUCAAGCAAACCACCACGUAAUAAUGCAAGUUUAUCUAAAACAUAACAUAAACAUCUUAAAACAAUUAUGGACAAUUAAUGCAAAUUCCUUGAAAUUUGCCAGUGAAAUAAGUCAUUCUAACAUUCUCUGUAUUUAUUUUAUGAAAAUUCAGAGGCUUGUUUCAGGGACAAAACUAUUUCAGUCAAUCAUUGUAAAUAUCACAAAUAGUAACUUAAGACAAUGAAAACACUUGGUAUCUCAAUCACUUUAGUUCACUGGACCAAAACUAAAUGAACUACAAACUGCACACUCCCCUCAGCGAGUCACAUGACCCUGGACCCUGUCUCCAUGUCUCUGUACAGUUCUUAAUUUAAACACGUCUGUAGUAACUUGUGUAGGAUAUUAUUAUAUUGUACCUGAUGACUGUCCAGUGGAUAUUUUGUGUAAUGUUAUGCCGUUCAUGCACCAGCAUUUUGUGUCUUGUUCAUUUUUCCUCGUGUUGUCUGUGCUGUUAUCUGCAAAUUCAACAAUAAAAAGG